Molecule: messenger RNA, 1977 nt
Organism: [Torrubiella] hemipterigena
Lineage: Eukaryota; Fungi; Ascomycota; Sordariomycetes; Hypocreales; Clavicipitaceae
Source: the annotation of a GenBank genome assembly
CCCCACCUUUUUUCCAACGCAGUUCUUCUAUCGCAAACUCAUGACUGAUACCUAUGCACAAUACAUUAGGAUAAAGCUCAUGAACCGGAAUAUGUCGUAUGGAUAAAUAUUUACGACACUAAAUAUCUUUAUCGACUAGUUAUCACAGCUUCGCCAACAGUUCUCCGGGACCCAACCGCUCACAAAGCACCGCGGAUGAGAAAUGCAUACAUCGUGUUGAAGCAAACGAAAAUCGGCACCACAGCUAGAGAUAAUUGGCCGUUGUUUACAUGGUUGACUUAGCGACCCAAGUUAGCCAUGACGGCAAUGCCUUAGGCGGUCUCAAAAAGUUACCAAGAGCGUUCUUGGGCGACGAUGGCUUUGUCUAUGAUUCUGCAGUCCCUCACAGAACCAAAAGGGCACUCACAAGCGGUAGCCGUGGAAGCGACUCGAUGCAUAUCAAUAAAAAGGUUGAUCCAGCAGGAGCACGUCCCGAUGGCUUCAGGAAUAGGCGUGAUGUUGAUUGGGUCAAUGACUUGAGUUAUUCCUUCAGGUCAAACAUAAGUAAGGGACGCGCCGAACUACAGAAUCAAGCGAACCUUGAUCAAGCCAUUCCAAAAGACAAAAAGUCAGGCGGUUCAAGGAGGAAGAAAAAGAAGUCCUUGGAAGAGAUUCUCCAAUACCUUAGCGGCAAUUUCCCACAUAACAACUUCGACUCAGACGGUUCGAGCAGGUCCAGUUCUUCUCGCAGAAAUCCUCUUAUUCGAAAACGGCACGUAUUAUUCAAAAAGAAGCGACGUCAAGUAAAUGUAUUCGACUCAGCUGCAGGCGUUAUUUCUGGAAGACCACGCUAUAGCAGAGGCAAAUAUGGUCGAUGGAAGCCUCCGAAAACAAUUAAAGACCAGUUACAUUCUCUUCCAUAUGCUCCAGACGAAGUUUUAUUUCAAAGACGAAACUUUCCAGUACGCGACGCCGAGAAAGACAUCUAUUUCGCCAAUGAGCAGAAAUUACGAAACAGCGGCGAAGGCAUUCUCCCGGACAGCGACCUUUUGAAAACGUUACAUGCAUUUACUUCAAAUUUCUAUGCGUCACAUCGUCCAGCAUCUUGGAAAUAUCGCAAAAUAGACAUGGCAAGCAUGGAUGCUACAGCUCUGCUGGCAUUUGGCAUUCUGAUGGAGGAGCUCGCCAAAGACAUAUCGCGAAAAGGAUAUCGAGUGCUUACCGAAGGCCAAGCAAAUAAGACAGCCGAUGGCGCAGAAAUAUAUGACAAUAUUGGCGACGGAGCAACGUCGCUCAUUGGCCAACAUAGAAUCAAACGACAACGUCUUGGCACUGAUCCGCAACUCGACCAUCUCAAAUCCGAAGGCGAAGAGAGUGACCGCGCUGGUAGAAAGACGUCUGCUAAAGCAUCGCGGCAGCUGCGAGAUCCGUUCACUUCUCAGAUACAGAAAGAACUAUUACACUAUAGAAAGCUGAAACCUCUGGACAGCGGCCGCCAACGAGUUGGAACUCGCGACUCUCUGUAUGGGAGCUCAGGAAGACCUCAAAUCGUCGCCACGCUCCCACGCAUCAAUUUUUCGCCAGAUAAGGAAUCGAAUCAAAAGCGUUCUAAGAAACGCAACAAGAGAGACACUGUUGAGUCUAGAUUGGAAUCGCAAUCGCCAUCGCUUGCGACUGUGCCUCUGUUUAGUUCAGCACCUGUCGUUGCUGGUGACGACUCAGACGCAGACACCAGCGAUGAAGCUUCUCUCUCGACUGAGUCAACAGGUGUACCUAAGCACAAUAUCACAGAACCUUUACAAAGGGUGCGUGAAGCUUCUGUUGAGUUGGGAGGCUAUGGUCACAAUAGUCCUCAAGCCAGAAGCAGUCCCGUAUUGCAAGGUAGCCAUACGAGUGCUUCAUCGAGCGAGACAUCUGAAGCAGACUCUGAUAGUUAACGAACUGUACAUUACAUAAUACAAUAGCAAAUAAUCUCUCCUAUAAAAUCUAAGAUAUUUU